Molecule: messenger RNA, 1717 nt
Organism: Lethenteron reissneri (Far Eastern brook lamprey)
Lineage: Eukaryota; Metazoa; Chordata; Hyperoartia; Petromyzontiformes; Petromyzontidae
Gene: PSMC1
Product: proteasome 26S subunit, ATPase 1
Molecular function (GO): ATP hydrolysis activity; ATP binding
Source: RefSeq, a predicted model, not a curated record
UCAUCGCGUCGGUUCGCGUCGUGACGUCACUCAGACCCCUCCCCGCGUGACGUCAUCUCCCCCUCCGUGUGCUUGGCAGAUCAAGUGGAGCGCCAUGGGGCAGAGCCAGUCAGGAGCGCCCGGGUCCGGUGGUGGGAAGAAGGAUGACAAGGAGAAAAAGAAGAAGUAUGAGCCGCCAGUGCCAACGCGCGUUGGCAAAAAGAAGAAGAAGGUGAAGGGGCCAGAUGCUGCCAACAAACUUCCACAAGUAACUCCACACACCUACUGCCGCCUGAAGUUGCUGAAGUUGGAACGUAUCAAGGAUUACCUGCUCAUGGAGGAGGAGUUCAUCCGCAAUCAGGAACGUCUCAAACCCCAGGAGGAGAAGCAAGAGGAGGAGCGGUCAAAGGUGGACGACCUCCGUGGUUCACCCAUGUCUGUUGGCACACUGGAGGAAAUCAUUGACGACAACCAUGCCAUCGUGUCGACUUCUGUGGGCUCUGAGCACUACGUCUCCAUCCUUUCCUUUGUUGAUAAGGACCUGCUGGAGCCUGGAUGCUCUGUGCUGCUCAACCACAAGGUGCACGCUGUAGUUGGCGUGCUGAGCGAUGACACAGACCCACUGGUGACUGUCAUGAAGCUGGAGAAGGCACCACAGGAGUCGUAUGCUGACAUCGGAGGGCUCGAUGCACAGAUUCAGGAGAUCAAGGAGUCUGUGGAGUUGCCACUAACCCACCCGGAGUAUUACGAAGAGAUGGGCAUCAAACCUCCCAAGGGAGUCAUCCUGUAUGGCGCGCCUGGUACAGGCAAGACACUGCUGGCAAAAGCGGUGGCCAACCAGACAUCGGCGACAUUCCUGCGCGUUGUGGGCUCUGAGCUCAUCCAGAAAUACCUGGGCGAUGGACCCAAGCUGGUCCGUGAGCUGUUCCGUGUGGCCGAAGAGCACGCACCCUCUAUCGUCUUCAUCGAUGAGAUUGACGCCAUUGGCACCAAAAGGUAUGACUCCAACUCUGGCGGCGAGCGGGAAAUCCAGCGCACCAUGCUGGAGCUCCUCAACCAGCUUGACGGCUUCGACUCGCGCGGAGACGUCAAAGUCAUCAUGGCCACCAACCGCAUAGAGACGCUUGACCCUGCACUCAUUCGCCCAGGCCGUAUCGACCGUAAGAUUGAGUUUCCUCUGCCGGAUGAGAAGACAAAGCGCCGUAUCUUCUCAAUACACACGAGCCGCAUGACCUUGGCAGAUGACGUAACCUUGGAGGACCUCAUCAUGUCCAAAGAUGACCUCUCUGGAGCUGACAUCAAGGCCAUUUGUACUGAGGCUGGACUCAUGGCCCUGCGGGAGAGGCGUAUGAAGGUGACCAAUGAGGAUUUCAAGAAGUCGAAGGAGAAUGUGCUGUACCGCAAGCAGGAGGGCACCCCUGAGGGGCUGUAUCUGUGAUGUCAGCACAGCACAGCUGUCUUGUUUUUUCUUCGUUCACUCAUUUGGCAGAGGACAUUCAAAUGUAACAAUGUUUUGUAAUGAAUGCCAAGUAGCUAAAAGUUUGAAAUGUAAUAGUCUAGUGUUCAACAAAAUUUGAGGUGUGUUGUAUGCAAGACUGUAAGAAUAACAAUUUAGCAGUGCAUCCUGGCUUGAUAAAUUACAAUCCCUGAUGUACCGUACAUGCACAUGCCAGUGUUUUGUGUUUUUUGUUCAGCGCUGGCUGACAUUUCAUUCAAUGUCAAUAAAGAUGUAAAACUA